GGGGGUGUAAUACGCGGCUGUGUCGUGAAGACAGUGUACAGUAAAGGUGGCUUCAGCAGGGAGACGCAUUGGGAAGUGAACAAGUGAGCGGCUAGGGCGCACUGGGACACUCGGUCAUGUCAGAUAACGGGAGCACGGAGGCGCGGACCUCUCCGAGCCUCGGCAACAAAGUGACCGUUGUGCUUGGAGCGCAGUGGGGCGAUGAAGGCAAGGGCAAAGUGGUGGACCUGCUGGCCCAGGACGCCGACAUGGUCUGCAGAUGUCAGGGAGGCAACAACGCAGGACACACAGUCGUGGUGGACUCUGUAGAGUACGACUUUCACCUUUUACCUAGUGGCAUUAUCAACCCUAAUGUCACAGCCUUUAUUGGUAACGGCGUAGUGAUUCACCUUCCCGGUCUCUUCGAGGAGGCUGAGAAAAAUGUGCGGAAGGGUAAAGGUCUGGAAGGCUGGGAGAAGCGGCUCGUCAUUUCUGACCGCGCCCAUAUCGUGUUUGAUUUCCAUCAAGCUGUGGACGGAGUUCAAGAACAGCAGAGGCAGCAGCAAGCCGGCAAAAAUUUAGGAACAACGAAAAAGGGUAUCGGGCCUGUCUACUCCGCAAAGGCUGCAAGGAGUGGCCUUAGAAUAUGUGACCUUUUGUCUGACUUUGAGCAGUUCUCAGAGAGGUAUAAAAACCUGGCCUUACAGUACAAGUCUAUGUACCCAUCGUUGGAGAUAGAUAUUGAUGGCGAGCUGGAGAAACUCAAGGCAUAUGUGGAACGGAUAAAACCCAUGGUAAGAGAUGGCGUGUUCUUCAUGCACGAGGCUCUGCACGGUGCACCUAAAAAGAUACUGGUGGAAGGUGCCAACGCUGCCCUGCUGGACAUUGACUUUGGAACGUACCCUUUCGUAACCUCCUCCAACUGUACAGUGGGUGGAGUGUGUACGGGCCUGGGCAUGCCACCUCAGAACGUGGGGGACGUGUAUGGCGUUGUCAAGGCCUACACCACCCGAGUAGGCAUCGGAGCCUUCCCAUCUGAACAGAAUAAUGAAAUUGGAGAGCUGCUUCAGACAAGAGGGAAGGAGGUGGGCGUGACCACAGGUCGCAAGAGGAGAUGCGGUUGGCUAGAUCUGGUGCUUGUCAAAUACGCCCACAUGAUUAAUGGCUUCACUGCCUUGGCUCUAACCAAAUUAGACAUCCUGGACGUCUUCCCCGAAAUCAAAGUUGGCGUGGGUUAUAAGGUGGACAAUGAAUUCAUACCAUAUUUUCCAGCAAAUCAGGAGGUGUUACAUAAGGUCGAGGUCCAGUAUGAGACUUUACCUGGCUGGAACAGCAACACCUCAGCUGCUAGGACCUUCGAGGAGCUUCCCGAAAACGCACAGAAAUACGUUCGCUUCAUUGAGGAGUACCUGAAGGUGCCUGUGAAAUGGAUCGGUGUUGGCAAGUCAAGAGAGUCGAUGAUCCAGCUGUUUUAAGGGCUGUGCGGUACUAUCCAAACCCUCUGACUCGUUGGGGGGUCAGAGACAGGAUCCAGCCACUCACCUCUCCAAACACUGCAGUUUCUCAUAAAAACAACAUGAUGGAUUCUUUCUUCUUCACUAGAUGAUACGGUCCUCAAGAACUAUCUCACUUCAUAUGUUUCUUUGGAGGUCACUGUAGGACACCGUAUUGGAAGGUCCUUUGGUCUUUAGGGAACAAACUGUCGAACCUCUCACGAGCACCUGUUGAUCAUUUUCAAGUAGGAUUUUCUGAAACGGACCUUCAUGUGUUCUUGUGGGUCCUGUGUCUUUGUGUCUAGUUUGCCUUUUAAUGAGUAUUUAGAGCAGCAUCACAUCUUUCAGUUAUGCAGACUGAGUGGUUAAUAUAGAGUCAGAAGCUGAAUGUAGGCCCUGAUUUACUAGUAUAAUUAAUUUAUUUCUAAUUUCUAAGUGUCUCUAGGAGGCAGAACCACUAACCUUGAUUUGUUUUAACAGAACAAUUUCUUAACCAAAUGCUGAGUAAUUUAAGAUUUCCAUUAUUGUGCCACUGGACGGCUCGCAGUAUUUCGGUAUGGCCUCAGUUUUGAUUCCUUUAUUGGAAUGACCUUGACAUGAAUAUUGGUUUGCCAUUCAGGUUACUAUGUAAAUGACAAUGAAACAUUUUCUCAUUUGUCACUGUUCACAUAUAGUUGACAGAGCACACAUCCUAUUUGUCUUUGUCUUACUGAUGUGUACUUACUGCCCUAGUAUUUCAUUUGAAGUUUUGAAGCCACUGUAAUCAGUCACAAUUACACGCACACACACACACACACACACACACAUGGUUCUUUAGUAAUAGUAGUAAAAUUAGAAUUUCUUCACUUUCUCAAGUAUAUGUUUACUAUUAAAAGGUGUGAUAUUGACAUUAACCCUUUUGUGGACAGUGUAAGCAUGGUAACGUAAACCUAUUUACUUCUUACUUGUGUUGCACAUGACAGACACAGGCACAGACAGGUUUUUGGCACUUUUCAGGCCAACUUCAUUCAUGAUUUGAAUGUAUUUCUAAUGAGACUCACUUAGUUCAACUCUCAGGAUUUUCUGGUGGUCAUAACUGUAUAUUUUAAUUGUAAUCUCUAGAUUUCUUUGAAUGGUUUGACUGCUUGUCUCUUGUCUAUUUUGGGGGGGGGGGGUUGAGUAAAUAUUUAACAACUCGUGCCAUUAUACUUCACUCUACAAACUAAUUCAAACUUCUUUAAUCUUUCUUUCUUUCUUUUAUUUUUGACAAAAUGUAGCGAUACUUCAUUAUAUCAUUGCUAAUCAGCCUAGGAGUUUAAUAUUUGAAUUCAGCCACACAUCUUUUUGAGAUAGGAAAGGAAUAGAAAAACUUUCUUGGUUAUAUUAUAAAUGAUGACAUGUUCAGGUGCCAUUUAGUGUUCUUCUGGAAAAUGAAUAAGAUUGUGGCCAGUAAGUUUUGGAUAACACUUCCUACAACAACUUGAUUUUAUAAUACAGUAAAUGUAAUCUUAGUUUUGUGUAUGCCGAAAUUCUUUAUGAUGUGUGAAAUAAGACUUAUGUAUAGAUAUAUAUAUGAACCUGCUCCUGAAGAGUGCAACUGCAAAAGCAUGACAUGUCUGCGAGUCCAGGAGCGCAUAAAUGGCCCUGCUCUAUGAGUUCGAGAUGCAUUUGCGGUGUAUUAUGAAUACAAGCUUUUAGGAAGUGUUAUUGAAUUGUGGUUCAUGUUUUUGGGUGUGUGAGUUGUUUUUUUUGUUUUUUUUAAACCACAUUAUAUCAUAUUGGGCUGCAUUUGGAUGUAUUUAUGGAACUGAAUGUUUCCUCAUUUUUGCUGCUCAUCCCAGUAAGAUUAUAGGUGCUCACUGUUGAUUAUCCCUUUAACUUAACUUUAAUUCACUGUCACUGAAAAUCUGUAGAUGCACAUAUUUUCUUUGUCUCAUUGUGACUCUAGAAAUAAUAGCUCCUAUUGUAGCGUUGCUCUUUCUGUCUGUCAUAUUUAUUCCUGAGCUCCUGAUACGCAUCUUUCACACUGCCUUCAUCAGUGAAGAAAGUGUGCCUUGACAAGAAGUCCGAACCAGGUACAAAAAUAUAUGUGAAUGGUUAGAAAUUGAACUCUAGAAGUUCAGAUAUAGAGUAUUUACCAAUAAAAUAUUUUAAUACA
Molecule: messenger RNA, 3609 nt
Organism: Hemibagrus wyckioides
Lineage: Eukaryota; Metazoa; Chordata; Actinopteri; Siluriformes; Bagridae
Gene: adss2
Product: adenylosuccinate synthase 2
Exons: 13
Coding region: 117-1454 (445 amino acids)
Biological process (GO): IMP metabolic process; 'de novo' AMP biosynthetic process
Cellular component (GO): cytoplasm
Molecular function (GO): adenylosuccinate synthase activity; GTP binding
Source: RefSeq, a predicted model, not a curated record